Messenger RNA from Zygosaccharomyces rouxii, 1743 nucleotides. RefSeq names its product pepsin-like aspartic protease. The coding region runs from base 1 to 1743 and encodes 580 amino acids. Gene Ontology annotation, biological process: proteolysis. The record is from RefSeq and is a predicted model, not a curated record. The transcript has a single exon. Gene Ontology annotation, molecular function: aspartic-type endopeptidase activity. NCBI's taxonomy places the organism in Eukaryota, Fungi, Ascomycota, Saccharomycetes, Saccharomycetales, Saccharomycetaceae.
AUGAAGUGGAACCAAAUAUUGAAAUGCACUCUGCUUGCUAACGUUGCUCGAAGUGCAGCUUUCUCUCAGGAGGUGGAAGAACAAACACCUAAAAUAGUGAAACUUUCAUUUGAUAAACGUCAUGGUGAAAACUAUGAAGAAUCGUUGUUGGGCAAGAGAGAUGCAUUGCCUUUUGUAAAGAGAGAUGAUGGUGAAUACGAGUUAUCGUUAAGAAAUAGACAGAAUUUUUAUUCUGUCGACUUAGAAGUGGGAUCACCAUCUCAAAAGAUCACAGUACUGUUAGAUACCGGUUCAAGUGAUUUGUGGAUUACGGGAUCUGAUAAUCCAUACUGUAAGUCGAACUCACAUUCAUCCAAAAAGAGAGACAUUGGCGAUAAUAGUUUAGAUGACAUAUUUUCAGACAUUACUGCAGGUGGCAGUGGUGCCAUCUACAAAACUCUUACUUUGACUGGCGGCAGCAUGCCAAGUAGUUUUGGCAGUUUUGGCAGUAUUGAUGUCAGCACUGGUGGUAUUGAACCUACAGAAACCAUUAGUGGCGGUGGCGGUGGUAGUGGUGGUAGUCCUACUGGCUCGAGUUCCAGUGGUGGCCAAUCUAUUGAUUGUUCUAGAUACGGUACUUUUGACAAAAACCAGUCUAGUACUUAUAAAUCCAAUAACACUGCAUUUGAAAUUUCAUAUGGUGAUGGUUCGUUUGCAUCUGGUGAAUGGGGCAGAGACCAUAUAGAAUUAGGAUCGUUAAACAUUAGUGACGUUUCGAUGGCAGUGGCUAAUGACACAAACUCUACAGUGGGUGUCUUGGGUAUUGGACUUCCAGGUUUAGAGACCACUUAUUCAAGUGAUCAAUCAAUGGUUAGUGGUGAUCGUCACAUGUACUCCAACUUCCCCAUGGUGCUGAAAGAACGUGGUAUUACAAAGAAAAACGUCUAUUCGUUAUAUUUGAACAGUCCAGAUGCCCAUAAUGGAAGUAUUCUGUUUGGUGCUGUUGACAAAUCGAAAUUUGAUGGUAGUCUUUACACUAUACCUAUCUUAAACGUUUACAAGAGCAGAGGUGUUAGCCAACCAAUUCAAUUCGAUGUCACUUUACAAGGCCUUGGUCUGUCCAAUCAAACAAGUACAACUACUCUUUCUACAACAAAGAUUCCUGCGUUAUUAGAUUCGGGUUCUACACUGGCAUACUUACCAGAAGAUUUGCUAGAGAUGGUGGCUGACGGCCUUGGUGCUAGAUUUUCCGAAAACCUCAAUUAUUACCUUAUGGAUUGUCCCAGCAAGCAUGAUGAAACGAAGAUCGUCUUUAACUUUGGUGGAUUCAAUAUCGAAACUAAUUUAACCACUUAUACGACACCAAUUUCUUCCGACACCUGUGUAUUGAGAAUUUUGCCAUCUGGAGACUCUUCUGCAAUUUUAGGUGAUGCUUUUCUGGUUCAUGCCUAUGUCGUCUACGAUUUGGAAGAUUUCGAAAUUUCCAUGGCUCAGGCUAAUUUUGACGUAAACCAUGAAGAUAUUGAAGUUGUAAGCAGUAGUAUCCCUCAAGCAACAGCUGCUGCAGGUUAUUCAAGCACUUAUUCUUCAUCCAAGAGUAUCACUUCAGGUGGUAACAUCUUUUCAUCUGGCACCCUAUCAGGUUCAGCAUCAAACACAGCAUCUGGUAACAACAAGAGUAAAAAUAUGGCUGCAGCACCAGUACAGAUUGCACCAACUUCAUUGCUCGCUACCAUCUUUUUCGCAAUUUCUAUGUUCUUUUAA